AUGGCUGCACAGCACUCCACAUUGCAAUCAAGAGAGACUACGAGAAAUGCGCCCUCUUGCUCCUCGACGCAGGAGCCUCGCCGAAGUGGCUUGCAAGCAGAAAUUCACCGCGCUCCACCUGGCCACGCAGAACACGAAGACGAAUGUCCUGGAAGGCCUUCUGAAGAUCAAAGGCUUGGACCUGGACCCCGAGAACCUAAACAAGGAGACACCUUCCACCUGGCUGCCAAGAGCGGCCUGAGAGAUACGUGCCUCCUGCUCCUGAGGAAGGGUGCUCGCCUGAACGCCGCCAACAAGCAGGGCCAAACGGCUCUCCAUCUCAGCGCUUACCACGGACAUCAUUCUGUCGCAAAAUUACUGAUCAAAAGAGGAAUCGACAAACGCGCGACAGACGACAAGGGUUCCGUCGCGCUCCAUGCAGCUGCGUGUAAGGGUAAUCUCGAAUGCUGCAGAGUGCUCGUGGAGGCCGACAGGGUGAGCGGGAAGGAGAAAAACAAACGGGACAGGUAUCCCUUCGAUUAUGCCUUCAAUAAUGGCCACCAAAAAGUAUUCCAGUUCCUGUUGCAGAGUCUGCCGUUCAAGGGCUUCGCUACCCUACCUCAGGGAAUACAGGAGAAGCUUCACUCACACACUCACAAGGCGUUAAAAGAACGUAACAAAUCAGCUGUUGAAACGAUCGUGGAAAGCAUGUGGUGGGAAGCGGGUUUCGGUUCCACCAAGAGGCACGAAGAGCAGCCUUGUAGUAACUUCAGGGAGCUUAUCAAACUUUACCCUUCAAUAGCCGAGAAAGUGAUGAACAAGUGCACAACCACUUGCCCAACAACGAGGUUCAAGUCCUACGAUUUCAGAAUAUUCGAGGACAACUACUUCAUCAGGCGAGAAAAGAAGAGGAGUGGCUUGGAUUUACCCCAAAGCCCUUUCUACCAAGACUCGUGGAGGGUCAUGCCCUUUGCGGAAGAAAUGGUCACCGACAACCUCCUCUGGAAGAAGGAACACCCGUAAACCUCAUGGUUGUGCACCGCUGUCCCCAGCUCCUGCAGCACCCACUGACCAAGGCCUGGCUCAGACACAAGUGGAAGUCCUAUGUGCGGUUUAUUUA
Messenger RNA from Penaeus vannamei (Pacific white shrimp), 1099 nucleotides. NCBI's taxonomy places the organism in Eukaryota, Metazoa, Arthropoda, Malacostraca, Decapoda, Penaeidae. The record is from RefSeq and is a predicted model, not a curated record.